Molecule: messenger RNA, 816 nt
Organism: Hyaloperonospora brassicae
Lineage: Eukaryota; Oomycota; Peronosporomycetes; Peronosporales; Peronosporaceae
Source: the annotation of a GenBank genome assembly
AUGACAGACCACGAAUUGCUGAACUAUAAGCCCAAGACUCAUUCGGAGCUGAGUACGCAGACGUUUUCACCAUCACGGUUGCAAGCUUGGCUGAAUCUGUCGUUUGCGGAGGAUCAAGAGGCUGUCCAGGAUAAAGGCAUGCGUGAGGUUGCCAUUGCGUCAAAAGCGCUGGCUGCUGGAGAUGUGGCUGCGCUUGUUGAAAAAGAAAGGGGUGCUACUGCAGAAGGAGAUGACAUGGUCUUUCUGGAGGACCUUUUUCGGCGUGCCCCAGGAACCGACAACACGAAGGAGGCGUCAGCUCCGGUCUAUAACGCGCGUCGCACAAGCCCUUUGGCAUCUAGUGCAGUCUCUUGCUCGGCGUCGAAGCCGUCCAUUUCUGCCCGCAAAAUGAAAACUUCGCCAGCCACAUCGUGCUGGGCUGGCUCAUUUGCUACUACAAUCACUGUGUUUUUAGCGGCGGUGUUCUGCGUGGGUGGCAUCUAUCGAGCAGUGACGAUAGUGCACGGCUCUCGUGAGUAUCACUUGGCACUGAAGACGCGGAUUGACAAGUUCGAGGCGAGUAUAGCUGAAUCUCACGAGAAGAGGCUAGAGCUUGAGGAGGAGUAUGCCAUCUGGAGCGAGUAUGUCCGCAAGCUGACGGAAGAAGAAAAACUGUACGCAUGGACGCAACUGGAAGCUAUUCGAGUUGAUGUGCAGAAAUGGCAACAAGAAAUGAAAGCAGACCUCGCGGCAUUUCGUCAGGUACUUGCUGUUCACUUGAUUGAGGCCUCCUUUGCACCUUUUCACGCAAACAACACUAUGGAAACUGAGCAGUAA